This is a messenger RNA of Clarias gariepinus (North African catfish), 1300 nucleotides long. RefSeq names its product claudin 10e (gene cldn10e). Lineage: Eukaryota; Metazoa; Chordata; Actinopteri; Siluriformes; Clariidae. Bases 230 to 994 code for a protein of 254 amino acids. The transcript has 5 exons. Gene Ontology annotation, biological process: cell adhesion; bicellular tight junction assembly. Gene Ontology annotation, molecular function: structural molecule activity. The record is from RefSeq and is a predicted model, not a curated record. Gene Ontology annotation, cellular component: bicellular tight junction; plasma membrane.
CAACAAUAAAGACACAUUGUCUCCCGAGACAGUUCUCUACUGUUGAUAUUAAUUGGGACUGUGUACAGGGCAGACUAAUUUAGAACUUCUUAAAAAUUUUUUAAAACUAAAGACUAAAACUGGGCACUGGCAUGUUCGGUAAAUUCAACCUUAAAAGAUUUGAAGGAGAGAAAAAAAUUGCUCAAACAGUACAGGCAAAAAAGAAGGAGCUAAAACAGUAGAACUUAAUAUGGAGAUCCGUGUAGUACAAAUCUUUGGAUUUUUUCUGACCGCUUUGGGCUGGAUUUUUAUUGCUUGUUCUUUGGCCCUGGAGGGCUGGAAGGUGGGUACGGUUGGUGGCCAGGGUGGCAGUUCCGUUGUCUACAUUACUUGGUACUGGUCUAGCCUGUGGCGGAGCUGCUCCACGUCCUCUAAUGCUGUCUCCAACUGCUAUGACUUUCCAGUGCUCUGGUCCGUCGACAGUUAUGUACAGAUUGUGAGAGCACUACUUAUAGGUGGAGUAUCCACUGGCAUGCUAGGCUUCAUUCUGAGCCUGAUAGGGAUGGAAUGCACUUACAUAGGGGGCAAAGAGAAGAAGAAGAACAGAAUCAUAUUCGUUGGAAGCCUCUGUCAUACUACCAGUGGUUUGUUAGCUGCAGCGGGGUAUGCAGUCUAUGCUCGCAACGUUACAAUAGAUUUUUUCAACCCCAGCUUCGAAUUAAAGUUUGAUCUGGGCACGCCAUUGUUUGUUGGAUGGGCUGGAAGUAUAUUUCAGUUCACUGGAGGAAUCUUCUACAUGGUUUCAAUUUAUAAAAUCUGGUGUUCAGACAGGACAAUCACUGAAAUAACUCCUGCUGAUGAAGCCGUAGUCCUGCAUUCCAUUCCUACAAAUAUCUCCAUCUCCUCUGAGCUUACUUCCAGAUCCAAAAUGUCCACAGUUUCUGAGCUCUCCUUAAAGUCAUCUCCCACUAUGUCCAAUAUCUCACAUAAGUCUUACCAUCUUUCCAAAGUCUGAUGUUAUUUUAAGAACCAAAACAUAUCAAAAGAUUAUAGGAUUCUAUCUAUGUCUAUGGGACUUUAUAUGUUUGGAAUAUUCUUGAGUUCUUUCAUGUCAGCUUGAUCUUAAAUUUAUAACAGUUUAGAACCUCUAAAUCCUGCUUUUCAGGAACAACUGGAAAAUGUACACCUACUUCUGUCUCUCUCUCUCUCUCUCUGUCUCACACACACACACACACACAACAAACCCACCUCCACACACACCCACAUGCACACACACACACAAAGAGUAAAACAUUUCUGUUCCUUCAAGCCAGAAUAGAGA